GAACUCAGACUUGUUCCUGCUUGACUGGUCCUUGGAGUUUGGGAGGGGGAGAGACUUUCCCCAACUCUGCAGCCCUUCAAACUGAGGUCUGUGAGAGCUGGGAUCUUGGCCAGAUGCCUCUCUGCCCCUGGCUGAACCUCAAUCCCCCCAGCCCUCUAAACUGGGAGGCAUCCCUAUGCCAGAGUGAUUGUUCAGGGAGUGCUGGGGAGAACGAGGGGUUCCCUUUUCCCACAACCACAAACGCGUUUCUCAAAAUGGAGCCUCGCUUGCCCCUCCUUCUCUCUUGGGCUCCAAGAGCGGGAGCCCGGCUGGCUGGGCCUGGUUUUCCAGACGCCUGGCUCUCAAGACCCACUCCAUGUCCCUCUGGAUUUAGGGACCCUUGGCUCUGUGGCUUAAGUGACUCUGGUUCCCAAUAGGUCUGCCUCUGUCUCCUCGUGUCUUAGCCUCUCUGCCUCUGAGUCUUUGUCUCUUGUCUUUGGGUCUGUCUUUCUGAGUCUGUCUACAGCCACCCUUUGCUCUGGUCACUCUGUGCAGUCUGAAAUGAGAAGUGCACACACAGUGCCUGCCGUUUUCCCCACUGUUCUUCCGUGCCCCGGAAUGGUGCCUGAGAGUGGGGAGGACAAGAGGGGGAACUUUAUCAGCUUUGCUCAGGGAUGGGAUUUAUGGGGUAGUCUCAGCCCCCACCCUUGCCCUGCCCUGCAGAGGGGCCUAUGAUUGCACCCUGCACCCAGCUCACCUCCUGCCUGGCUCCCAGCAACUCCUCCCUCAUUCUGGUCUCCUUCAUGGUGGUUCUCAGUGUUGUAGUGCCUAUCCACUUGGGUGGGGGUAAAGAGGAUAGACUCAAUGGAGCACAGGCAAGAAAAGGGGAACAGAUUGGGCAAAGGAGUCAGAUAUUGUGAGUCUUACCUCUCCCCACCCCUCAAGAGGGUAAAAAAAAAAUCAGGCUCCCACCCACCCAGGGACCCUGCAUGCCACUCAAGUCUCUACCUAUUCCUGCACUUGCUCACACUCCUACAGACUCCUUUUUACAUACUUGUAAAAAGUACACACUCACCUUCCUGUUCACAUAAUCAUGUAAGGUACACAUAGUAGUUUACACCUAAAUUUGCAUAUACAUAAAGGCACUGAUACAUCUAUCCAAACAUUUUCUCUGAUGUAAUCACAUUCAGACCCAAGUUCACUGACAUAUGCAUUUGCGUUUACCUACACUAUAAUAUUGACCUCUUAUUCACUCACACACACACACUCUUAUAAGACACACUUAAGAAUUCACACAUACUUUCAUGUAUGUAUAGAAUGUUCUGGUACAUCUGCCCAAACACAUAUAUUCAUACCUCCUCGUGAUGUACUCACACAUUUUCAUAUACAUGGACAGUGUUCAUUUUCAUGCUCCUGUACAUAUAGUCAUGCACAGAAAUAAAUAAAUAUGCACACUCCUACUCCCGUGAAGUUCUCUGUCCACUUCUUGGCCCUUGCUCUGCAUGAUGACUUCAGCAGAUGCCUAAGUCCUGGUCAUCAACAGUCUCAGUACUGGGAGGGAGUUCCGGGUGGAGGUUUUGCUAUCCCCUUCCAGGAAGGAGCAGGGCCUGGGGAGGUGGAGCCCUCUUGCUUGAGAUUCUGGCAAGGGAAUCUUGGAGCAGCUGCUAGAGGUGGUGGUGGGCUUCUGCAUGUAUCCCUGGGGCUUACUUUGGAGACCAGCUAAAGCUGGAAGGUUUCAUAGAGGUUAGCUGCAGGGCAGAGACUGUCCAGCCUCUUUGGAUCCUAACUAUGGAUUGUGGAGAAGCUGGGAGUUGUCAUAGAAGUAAGCAUGAGCUUGCCUCUACCUCUGAGAGGCAGGGGACCCCAGAGGGCUCCUUAAAAGCUGUGGGGUUCCUGUUUAUCCAGCUCCACCUUUGCCGCCUCUCUGUCUGAGAGAAACUGAGGCCCAGCAGGGGGAGGUUGGGCACUACCUGGCCUCAGCUGUUUGUUCCCUAAUUACCAUCUGAGUUGCUGAUUGCAUCCCUGAUGUUGCAGCCUAAACUGCCCUGUAAUGAGGUCACCUGUCCCAGGAGAGCAGGGACCUACCUGUGCUUGGAACUGGUGGAGAUGGCUCCACACCUCACCUGAGCCCUGACCUCUUAUAGGUUUGAGCUUGGGCCUGGAUCUCCAUUGCCAAAUGGCCCUAUGUAACCUCCCAGACCUCCCAUCCCUUCAUCUCUGCUUGGUGAAAUCAAUCAACCUGUUCAGACCAGAGUUGGGCAGUCGUCUGGCAUCUAGAGAAGAUUGAGGUUCAUGCCAGUGUUUGGAGGAGGAGGCUUGCGAGGGAUUGGGACUUUUUAUUGGUGCUGGGGUGGAGGGAGGUUGACCUGGAUCACAGGAUCAGGAGAAGACCUUGUAUGGGGAUGGGGCUAAUGGUGGAGGGACUCUGACACCCCGGCCCUGCUUACACAGGUUGCCCUCGAGGCCCUUGGCCAGGCCUGAGCCUCUGCUGCCAUGGCCAUUGUGCACACUCUGCCAGUGCCACUGGAGCCAGCUCCUGAGGCCACAGCUGCCCCACAAGUUCCCACCAUGGGCAGCGUGAGCAGUCUUAUCUCUGGCCGGCCCUGCCCUGGGGGGCCAGCUCCUUCUCGCCACCACGGCCCCCCUGGGCCCACCUUCUUCCGCCAGCAGGAUGGGCUGCUACGGGGUGGCUAUGAGACACAGGAACCACUGUGCCCAGCUGUGCCCCCCAGGAAAAAUGUCCCCAGCACCAGCUUCACCUACAUCAAUGAGGAUUUCCGAACAGAAACACCCCCCAGCCCAAGCAGUGACAUUGAGGAUACACGAGAACAGCGGGCACGCAGUGCCCACCUCCGUGGUCCCCCACCAAAGCUCAUCCCUGUCUCUGGAAAGCUGGAGAAGAACAUGGAGAAAAUCCUGAUCCGCCCAACAGCUUUCAAGCCAGUGCUGCCCAAACCUCGAGGGGCGCCCUCCCUACCUAGCUUCCUGGGUUCUCGAGCCACAGGGUUGUCUGGGAGCCAAGGCAGCCUGACACAGCUGUUUGGGGGCCCUGCCUCCUCCUCCUCCUCUUCCUCCUCUUCCUCUGCUGCCGACAAGCCCCUGGCAUUGAGUGGCUGGGCCAGUGGCUGCCCCUCAGGGACUCUAUCUGACUCUGGCAGAAAUUCUUUGUCCAGCCUGCCUACCUAUAGCACCGGGGGUGCUGAACCAGUCACCACCUCCCCAGGCGGGCACCUACCCUCCCAUGGUUCUGGGCGGGGGGCAUUGCCUGGGCCAGCCCGAGGGGCCCCUACUGGGCCCUCCCACUCAGACAGUGGCCGGUCCUCCUCCAGCAAGAGCACAGGCUCUCUGGGGGGACGUGUGGCUGGGGGGCUCUUGGGUAGUGGUCCCAGGGCCUCCCCUGACAGUUCCUGUGGGGACCGCUCCCCUCCACCCCCACCCCCACCUCCCCCUUCGGAUGAGGCCCUGCUGCACUGUGUCCUGGAAGAAAAGCUCCGAGACCGAGACCGUGACCGUGAGGCAGAUCUGCAGCAACUGCGGGACAGUCUGGAUGAGAGCGAGGCCACCAUGUGCCAGGCAUUCGGGGAGCGGCAGCGACACUGGCCUCGAGAACGCGAGGCCCUGCGUGAGGACUGUACAGCCCAGGCGCAGCAGGCCGCACAGCGAGCCCAGCGCACCCAACAGCUGCUGCAGCUGCAGGUGUUCCAGCUGCAGCAAGAGAAGCGCCAGUUGCAGGAUGACUUUGCACAGCUGCUGCAGGAGCGUGAGCAGCUGGAGAGGCGCUGUGCCACCUUUGAGCGGGAGCAGCGGGAACUUGGACCACGGCUGGAGGAGACCAAGUGGGAGGUGUGCCAGAAGUCAGGCGAGAUCUCCCUGCUGAAGCAGCAACUGAAGGAGUCUCAGGCAGAGCUGGUACAGAAGGGCAGCGAGCUGGUGGCACUGCGGGUGGCACUGCGGGAGGCCCGGGCUGCUCUGCGGGUCAGUGAGGGCCGAGCCCGGGGCCUGCAGGAGGCAGCCCGAGCCCGGGAAUUGGAGCUGGAGACCUGCUCCCAGGAGCUACAGCGGCACCGCCAGGAGGCCGAGCGGCUCCGAGAGAAGGCCGGACAGUUGGACGCUGAGGCAGCUGGACUCCGGGAGCCCCCUGUACCACCUGCCACGACUGAUCCAUUCCUCCUGGCAGAGAGUGACGAGGCCAAGGUGCAGCGGGCAGCAGCUGGGGCAGGAGGCAGCCUGCGGGCCCAAGUGGAGCGGCUGCGGGUAGAGCUACAGCGAGAACGACGGCGAGGCGAAGAGCAGAGGGACAGCUUUGAGGGGGAGCGACUGGCCUGGCAGGCCGAGAAGGAGCAGGUGAUCCGCUACCAGAAGCAGCUGCAGCACAACUACAUCCAGAUGUACCGGCGCAACCGGCAGUUGGAGCAGGAGCUGCAGCAGCUCAGCCUGGAGCUGGAGGCCCGUGAGCUCGCUGACCUGGGCCUGGCUGAGCCAGCACCUUGCAUCUGCCUGGAGGAGAUCACUGCCACUGAAAUCUAGGACUCCAGCUCCACAGUGAGCUUCACUGAAGGGGCCAGGAGCCACGGGUCCACUCAGACCCCAGAACCCAGUGAGCAUCCCCAAGUCUUAGGGUCUCAGAGCCGCUUGUCUUCCAGGGUACAGGCCUCUAGGCCUCUGUAAGAACUUGGGUGUCCCUGACUUGGAGGAGCAAGAUCAGACCCCUUGAACGUCCCCCAUGUUCACUUUAUCCAGAGGCUCCUACUAUUCUGCCCAUCUCACUCCCCAGCUGCUGCCAGUGCCACCCCACCAGUUCUGUUUGUCCCAAAUGCUUGACAGCCCUUUCCAGCCGUCGGAGCUGGGAAGAGGAAGGGGCUUCCUCAUCUCCACAUUCUCCCCACCCCAAAGCCAGAGAGAGCCAGAUGGCACCAGCUGCUCCAGAUGUGCCUGCCCCCACUUUGGCCAUGUUGGGGGACAGGGCUGGAACUGGGGUCUGAUCCCCAUGUCCCAGCUCUGCAGCCUCCCUCCUGGGCUGAGGGGGCUGAAGUCAGACCAAAGGAAGAACUCAGAAAUGUCUUGUUUAUUUGUGUUUGUGACCAAGCAGCCCUUCCCAACACCCAGGUUUAUGGCCUUGUUUUCACUUGUAUAUUUUUCACACUGUAAAUUUCUUGUACAAACCCAAAGAAAAAAUUAAAAAAAAAUUUUUUUUGGUUUUUAAAAAAACAUGAA
Molecule: messenger RNA, 5193 nt
Organism: Marmota flaviventris (yellow-bellied marmot)
Lineage: Eukaryota; Metazoa; Chordata; Mammalia; Rodentia; Sciuridae
Gene: Lzts2
Product: leucine zipper tumor suppressor 2
Biological process (GO): negative regulation of canonical Wnt signaling pathway; cell division
Source: RefSeq, a predicted model, not a curated record